ACCUCCCUCCCUCCCCUCUCGAAUCCGCCCGCCCCCAAAGCUCCCGAUCCCCCACCUCGUCCUCCAGCAGUCCAGCUCCAGCUCGAUCGCGUUCGCGGCCCCCCACUCCGCCCUCCAGGAUAAGUAGCCGGUGGUUUCCUUGCCACAGGUUUUGCGGUUGCGGGGGCGAGCACAAUCCAUCCGGUCCGGUUCGGCCAAUGCUCCUGCGGUUUCUUGGAGACGCAGGGAUCCAUGCCGCGUUAGGCGAGCGGCAGUAGGGGCAUCGAGAUUCGCCAUCCUUGUCCGGGGGAUUUCUCGGUUUCUCGGGCGGGGAAUUCUGUUGCGGCGGAAAAAAAAAGGAAUUCUUUCGUCGGAUUGGCCGAAGCUCUUGGUUGAUCCGUUACAAAGGCCCCCGCUGUAUGCUCUAGAGCCUUUUUCCACGCGUUUUCUGGCCUCGCCCCAGAUCCGUCUCCCCGCCCGCUUCUUUGGGGGAAUUGGCGGAUCGGGGGAGGAGGGGCUUUGGCGGCGCGACUCCUGAUGGAGGUGCACGCCGACGUAGAUGGGUCCGGCGUGCCCCUGGCUGUGCUCCUCAAGCGGGAGCUGUGCAACCAGAAGGUGGAGAAGCCGGACAUCCUCUUCGGGGAGGCCAACAAGAGCAAGAAAGGGGAGGACUUCACGCUCCUCAUGGCCAAGUGCCACCGCAGCCCGGGCGAGGGCGAGGGCGAGGGCGCCGCCGCCGCCGGCGGCGGCCAGAAUGCGGGCGACGACGACACCAUCUCUGUGUUUGCGAUUUUUGAUGGACACAAUGGAUCUGCAGCUGCCAUAUACACCCGGGAGAAUCUAAUAAACAAUGUGCUGGCAGCUAUUCCUCCAAAUCUCACAAGUGAGGAGUGGACAGCGGCAUUGCCAAGGGCACUAGUUGCUGGUUUUGUAAAAACAGAUAAAGACUUCCAGACAAAAGCUGCACGUUCAGGGACCACUGUGACUUUUGUUAUAAUAGACGGAUGGGUUGUCACCGUAGCAUCAGUUGGUGAUUCACGCUGUAUUCUGGAGUCUGCUGAAGGCACGGUUUAUUUUUUAUCAGCAGAUCACCGGCUGGAUGCUAAUGAAGAGGAGGUGGAGCGUGUAACAGCAAGUGGUGGUGAAGUAGGGAGAAUAAACAUUGCUGGGGGUGCUGGGAUCGGUCCACUCAGAUGCUGGCCGGGCGGGUUGUGCCUAUCAAGGUCAAUUGGUGAUACCGAUGUUGGGGAAUUUAUAGUCCCUGUCCCACAUGUGAAGCAAGUAAAGUUGUCCAAUGCUGGAGGGCGGCUUGUCAUUGCUAGUGAUGGUGUCUGGGAUGCACUGCACUUUCAAGAAGCUCUGAACUACACCAGGGGUCUGCCAGCUGAAGCUGCUGCUAAUCGAAUUGUUAAGGAAGCUGUGACUUCAAAGGGACUACGAGAUGAUACUACUUGCAUAGUAGUUGACAUACUACCUCCAGAAAAGUUAAGCCCUCCAUUAAAGAGGCAUGGAAAAGGAGGCAUUAUAGCUUUGUUCCGUCGGAGGCCCUCUGAUGAAAUGUCUGAAGAUCAGAUGGAUAGAGGGUGUUUAGAACCUGAUGUUGUCGAGGAAAUAUAUGAGGAGGGCUCUGCAAUGCUUGCUCAAAGGUUGAAUAUAAAUUAUCCAGCAGGAAAUAUGUUCAAGCUGCAUGAUUGUGCUGUCUGCCAGUUGGAGAUGAAACCUGGUGAGGGCAUCUCUGUUCAUGGUACCAUGCCAAAGCAUUCAAGAGUCGACCCCUGGGGAGGUCCCUUUCUCUGUUCCUCUUGUCAAGUGAAAAAGGAAGCCAUGGAAGGGAAACUACAUUCGAGAAGUACGGAUGUCUACUCAGAACCUAUAACUUUUUUUUACACUGGAUAAUAAAUGUACUGAAUCCUAAUUUACUCUCUUUUUUCCCCCAGAUUCUCAAUCUACUGUCCAGUCUGUGCCUAAGUAGUCCUUCCUGACGGUUUAUAUACAUUGGUUCAUACACACUAACUACCACUAACAACAGCUCUAGCAAAUAAAGUAGACUCUUCAGUUUCAUCUUAUUCAUCAAUCAAGAUAGACUCAAGAACUUUAACAUCUAUAAUCCUAUGAAAAUGGCAUUCCGUACAGAUGAUAAGAGAUUAUGGUGUCAUUUAUAUGAAGCACCAAAUUGUUCUGUAGAAGGUUCAAGUCUGAGCUUAUCAGUCUAUAUUUUGGAGAGACCACAACUGACCUCUAGGUUCCAAUGAACCCGUCGCCUUAAGGUGUGCUGCUUUCUGCCAUUGAUAUCAAGUCUGCGCGACUUGUCCAUUUGUGAAUACCAGUCAUCGAACCCCAUUUAGUCCAAAUGUAGUUUUUUUUCACAGGUCACGCUGAUUGAGGGUGACCAUAGAAGACAAAGCUUUUGCAGACUCACAGACACCUGUGAGGCUUUCUCAAUUAUUCAUCAUCUCACAAUGUGGAUUUUCUUUUCCUUUUCAAUUCUUUGCCAUGUGUAUAGUCAUGAGGCCCAUCACGUUGACCAGCUUUUUUUUGUAUUUGCACCAUAGUUCUGCAGUUGUACCAUUGUACUCAUAGUUUUCUAACAGAUACUUGUUUCUCUUUCUCUGGAAGUUUUGCUUCCCAUUGUACUUGAAAUAUUGUUUCUGAAUUUGAAUAGAGUAUAAUUUAAGGUUUCUAAUUGUAAUUC
Molecule: messenger RNA, 2671 nt
Organism: Panicum virgatum (switchgrass)
Lineage: Eukaryota; Viridiplantae; Streptophyta; Magnoliopsida; Poales; Poaceae
Product: probable protein phosphatase 2C 12
Exons: 8
Coding region: 517-1875 (452 amino acids)
Biological process (GO): protein dephosphorylation
Molecular function (GO): protein serine/threonine phosphatase activity
Source: RefSeq, a predicted model, not a curated record